AUGCAUGCACCGAUUGCUGCAUUGCAGGAAACACGCAUCAGGGAUCGGCCCACCAUCAGCACCGACAAUCACACCAUCCACAGCGGCGAUGCUGAUGAAAGGAAAGUAGAAGGAUGUGCAUUAACUGCGAGGAGCAACAACAACAAUGUGGUGGAGAAGUACCGACCAAAGUUGUCAAGAUGCGCCUUCGUGCGAUUGCGGAAUCACAGACGGCUCAAACUCUGGGUCGUUAGUGCUCAUGCACCUUCGGAAACCGCUGAAAACCACAACAAGGGCGAAGGCGAGCGACAUAAACCACGAUUAGCGAGGAACCACCGACAAAGUCGGAGGUUCUGA
Necator americanus (New World hookworm) is the source of this 336-nucleotide messenger RNA. RefSeq lists its product as uncharacterized. The coding region runs from base 1 to 336 and encodes 111 amino acids. NCBI's taxonomy places the organism in Eukaryota, Metazoa, Nematoda, Chromadorea, Rhabditida, Ancylostomatidae. The transcript has a single exon. The record is from RefSeq and is a predicted model, not a curated record.